AUGCCUGAAAGCUAUGAAUUUCUGACAAAACAACUUAAUGCUACUGUUUUGAACAAAUAUAAUAUACUUGGCGACGGAAUGCCGGCUGCUUUGUUCCCAAUUUUGUCAGGAAAAACGGAAUUUGAAUUGCCAGACGCAAAAAAGCGUGUCCCUGGCAGCGGGUUCAUGGAUGAAACACAAUUUAUAUUCCACAGGGUAAAGAAAAUUGGUUAUCAAGCUGCAUACUUCGAAGAUCUAUUGAGAGUAUACUCUGGCACAUAUCAGUACCGUUUCAAUGGUUUUCGCAGACAACCAGCAGAUCAUUACUUAAGUCAUCUACUGAGAGAAGACCAGUCAAACGAAUUCUGCUUCGGUGGAGCACCAAGAUUCCAAUUUAUGAUGAAUCUCACUGAACAGUUCUUUGAGCUCCCAGGGAAACAUUUCAUAUUCACCUUAAUUAGUGAUAUCACUCACAACGAUAUAAACUAUUUGCAUAAUGCUGAUAAACCGCUUGUGGAGGUUUUGGAGCGUUUGGAGAAACAGGGAACUUUCCAGAAUACUCUUCUAAUAGUUAUGGGGGACCACGGGUCGAGGAUCAAGCGAUUUCGUUACACUUACCAGGCGAAAUUAGAAGAACGCUUACCUUUCAUGGCUAUUCGCUUGCCAGACAAGCUUAAAGCUGCAAAGCCAAUAGCCCAAAAGGCUCUACAAGGCAACGUGGACGUAUUGACGACUGCACACGAUAUCCACGCAACGAUAUUAGACAUUGUCGGGUUAAAGAAAUAUUUGAACCCUUACAAGGUCAAGGGGGCUGAUUUACCAAGAGCCAUGAGUUUGAUUCGGAAGGUGCCUCGUAACCGCUCGUGCAGCGAGGCAGGCAUCGAACCUCAUUGGUGCACCUGCCUCAGAUGGGAAGAACUGGCUCCUGCCGACUCCAUGUACGAGCGAGCGGCUCGCGCAGUUGUCAACCACAUCAAUCAUAUUACUAAGUCUAUGCGGUAUAAGGAUGACGCGAAGUGCAUAAAUGAUAUCCAUUCUCAUCUCAAGCAAUAUUGCUACUGUAACUCCUAA
Pectinophora gossypiella (pink bollworm) is the source of this 1050-nucleotide messenger RNA. RefSeq lists its product as uncharacterized. The record is from RefSeq and is a predicted model, not a curated record. The transcript is spliced from 7 exons. NCBI's taxonomy places the organism in Eukaryota, Metazoa, Arthropoda, Insecta, Lepidoptera, Gelechiidae. The coding region runs from base 1 to 1050 and encodes 349 amino acids.